This is a messenger RNA of Mesorhabditis belari, 984 nucleotides long. Lineage: Eukaryota; Metazoa; Nematoda; Chromadorea; Rhabditida; Rhabditidae. The record is from the annotation of a GenBank genome assembly.
AUGGCCUCAUCUCGAGGACGUGAAAGAUUACGACAAAAAGAAGCAGCUGGUAUUUCGUAUGCUUUCGGUUCAUCGACUCCUCGUGAUUUUUCCUAUCUCAGCAGGGUUCCACGAAAAUUUCGUCAAUAUGAUAUCAAAAUGCCAGCGGGGGCUCAGAAUGGACCAAGUCUCAUGGAAUAUAUGCGACAAGAACGUGGUGGAUGGGCAUUUGGAUCAUCGACACCACGAGAUCCCAGUCAUAUAACAACUGGGCGAAGACAUGAGUCUCGAUCAGUGACUAGACCGAAUGUUCUAUCAAUGACACGCUCUGUGACAGUGGAAGCACCACGAAAUCGAACAGCUCAAGUUCCAUUUAUCACAAGAAGGACACAAGAAGAAGAGGGAGAAAGAGACGAAGUUUCUUCUGAGCCUGACCUUGUUCAAGAUCGAACACUGAACCUUGAAGAAGCAAAAAAGAAGCUCAUCGAGACACAGCCAGAAACACCAACAGCAACAAAGAAACCACCGAAACCAGCCGCAACGAAUGUGGCUAAUCGAAAUACCGGACGAAAUUCACCGAAAAGACAAAAAUCUUCUUCAUCAAGCCGGCCACAAAGCAGAGAUCAACCAUCACCAACAACAACGAAAAAGCAAACAACUCUGCUAAAUAAUCGAGAAGAAAAUGAGAACUCCGAUGAAAGCAAACCGGAAGCAUGGAUAAAGACUGAACUUCAAGGCCAAGUGAAGGCUACGCUAAUCACGAUGCAAACUAAUAUUGAAAAACCAAUCGGAGAAGAGAUUACAGUGGUCCAAGAUGUAGCCACUGAGAUUAGAAGUAAUCACUUGGCGAACAAGCCGAAAAGCCACAAUGUUGCAGUAAAUAAUUCGCGUGAUACCGUAAACUCUUCGAUCACCGAAAAACGCGAGAACUUAGAGGAUCAAGAAAACGAAACAAGCAAGCAAACACCCGAAAAUCAUUCCGACGAAGACUUCUCAAAUGAUCUC